AGAGAAGGAAAAUCCACCGACGGGAUCAGCCGAUUUCACGCGUCGUCUCCAACUCAACAACACCUUCAUUAGAUCAUCUCUCCCUCGCGCACAUUACACACAGUGAGUGGGGUACUGUAUGUAAUAAUCCCUAGAGGAGAAGCGAAUCCAGAAAUGGCGCCUCAUCUCCGUUUUCUUUCCUCAGUUUUUCAUCUCUUUAUCGUGGUCCAAUUGCUCCUGAGCGACGCCGUCCAUUGCAAGACUCUCAAGCGAGACGUGAAAGCAUUAAACGAAAUAAAGGCAUCACUUGGAUGGAGAGUGGUGUACGCAUGGGUUGGCGAUGAUCCUUGUGGAGAUGGUGAUUUGCCUCCAUGGUCUGGUGUAACAUGUUCCACCGUGAGUGGGAGUGACUAUAGAGUUGUUACUGAAUUAGAAGUAUAUGCAGUUUCUAUCGUUGGUCCUUUUCCACUCGCAGUUACCAAUCUGGUGGAUCUGACUAGGCUGGAUCUGCAUAAUAACAAACUGACAGGUCCAAUUCCAUCUCAAAUUGGACGGUUGAAGCGUCUCAAGAUUCUUAAUUUGAGGUGGAAUAAACUGCAAGAUGCCAUUCCUCCUGAAAUUGGCGAACUCAAGCAGCUAACGCAUCUCUAUCUGAGUUUUAACAAUUUUAAGGGUGAAAUUCCAAAGGAGCUUGCGAAUCUUCCUGAGCUUCGUUAUCUCCAACUACAUGAAAAUCGUUUGACCGGGAGAAUUCCACCUGAAUUGGGAACUCUGGCAAAUCUGCGGCAUCUAGAUGUCGGUAACAAUCACUUGGUCGGAACCAUAAGGGAACUUAUCCGAAUUGAAGGAUGCUUCCCAGCUCUGCGUAAUCUGUACCUUAAUAACAAUUACCUCACUGGAGGUGUUCCAUCACAGCUGGCUAAUUUGACGAACUUGGAGAUCCUAUAUUUAUCCUAUAACAAGAUGACUGGAGUUAUACCAUUUGGACUUGCUCACAUUCCUCGACUGACCUACUUGUACUUGGAUCACAAUCAAUUUUCUGGGAGGAUACCUGAUACCUUCUAUAAGCACCCAUUUUUAAAGGAAAUGUACAUUGAAGGAAAUUCAUUCCGCCCAGGCGUGAAACCUAUUGGUGAACACAAAGUCCUGGAACUCUCGGAUUCAGACUUUGUAGUUUAGUCGAAUGAAUCAUUUUUCCUCGCUGAGUAUUGAUUUUUGUUAGUUAUUAUUUUGUGGUCAUAUGAAUCAGUUAGUAUUCAGAACAAUUGAUGCCAAAAGAUUCAUGUAACGUGUAGCUCCCAAUUAAAACAUCAUUGAAGCUUGGGCUUCUAAGUUGCCAGCACUCUGUAUAUAUUAUGUCAUCUUGCAGUAA
This is a messenger RNA of Sesamum indicum (sesame), 1351 nucleotides long. RefSeq lists its product as uncharacterized. Gene Ontology annotation, molecular function: protein binding. The record is from RefSeq and is a predicted model, not a curated record. NCBI's taxonomy places the organism in Eukaryota, Viridiplantae, Streptophyta, Magnoliopsida, Lamiales, Pedaliaceae.